Molecule: messenger RNA, 1460 nt
Organism: Daphnia carinata
Lineage: Eukaryota; Metazoa; Arthropoda; Branchiopoda; Diplostraca; Daphniidae
Product: eukaryotic initiation factor 4A-III
Exons: 9
Coding region: 118-1332 (404 amino acids)
Cellular component (GO): nucleolus; catalytic step 2 spliceosome
Molecular function (GO): ATP binding; RNA helicase activity; mRNA binding
Source: RefSeq, a predicted model, not a curated record
AAAAGCUUUCGGUUUUAACGUCUGUAAUUCUGUAGCAUCGUAUCACCCUCGCCGGACGUACGCAAGAAGUUAUCCAAACAACAGCGUGCAUUUUUACAACAGUUGAUUUUACGGAAGAUGGAGUCGAAAGGCCGUCGUGUUGUUCAACAGUUACCGGAUGACUUAACUAAUAUUGAAUUCGAAACGAGUGAAGAUGUUAAUGUUAUUCCCACAUUUGACAGCAUGGGUCUUCGCGAGGACUUGCUGAGAGGGAUUUACGCCUAUGGUUUUGAAAAACCAUCUGCAAUUCAGCAAAGAGCAAUUGCACCAGUCGUAAAGGGCAGAGAUGUCAUCGCUCAGGCCCAAUCUGGUACCGGCAAAACAGCUACCUUUUCAAUUUCCAUCCUGCAAGCUCUUGAUAUUCAAACAAGGGAAACUCAAGUUUUGGUUCUAAGCCCUACUAGAGAAUUGGCUGUUCAAAUUCAAAAAGUUAUUUUGGCCCUUGGUGACUACAUGAAUGUUCAAUGCCAUGCCUGCAUUGGUGGUACAAAUGUUGGAGAAGAUGUUCGCAAAUUAGACUAUGGUCAGCACAUUGUUUCUGGCACUCCUGGUCGUGUAUUUGAUAUGAUCCGCCGACGUACUCUAAGGACGCGCUCGAUUAAGAUGUUGGUCUUGGACGAAGCUGAUGAGAUGUUGAACAAGGGAUUUAAGGAACAAAUUUACGAUGUUUAUCGUUAUCUGCCUCCAGCAACUCAAGUUGUCCUUCUUUCCGCCACUUUGCCACAUGAAAUUUUGGAGAUGACAAGCAAAUUCAUGACGGAUCCCAUUCGCAUUUUAGUCAAACGCGAUGAAUUGACUCUUGAAGGAAUUAAACAAUUUUUCGUUGCUGUUGAACGAGAAGAAUGGAAGUUUGACACCCUUUGUGAUUUGUACGACACCCUCACCAUUACGCAGGCAGUUAUCUUUUGCAACACUAAACGCAAAGUUGACUGGUUAACGGAGAAAAUGCGUGAGGCGAAUUUUACGGUGUCUUCUAUGCAUGGGGACAUGCCUCAAAAAGAACGUGAUACUAUCAUGAAAGAGUUUCGCAACGGCCAAAGCCGUGUUCUUAUCACAACUGACGUUUGGGCUCGUGGUAUUGAUGUCCAACAGGUUUCUUUGGUCAUCAACUACGAUCUUCCGAAUAAUCGUGAGUUGUAUAUUCAUCGUAUCGGUCGUUCUGGUCGGUUCGGACGAAAAGGUGUAGCCAUCAAUUUUGUCAAGAAUGACGAUAUUCGUAUUCUUCGCGAUAUCGAACAGUACUACGCCACACAAGUAGACGAAAUGCCGAUGAACGUGGCUGACCUCAUUUAAACUAUCAAUCCAUUUCGGAAGCGGAUAACAAAGAAGUUGUACGUCAUGUUUUAUUUUGCUGGAUUUUUUUUUCUGUAUCCCCGAAGAUUUGGACACAAUAUAUGAAAACUUGUGGUCGUUUAAGCCAA